This is a messenger RNA of Acanthosepion pharaonis, 1542 nucleotides long. Lineage: Eukaryota; Metazoa; Mollusca; Cephalopoda; Sepiida; Sepiidae. The record is from the annotation of a GenBank genome assembly.
AUGGCCCGUCAUGACGAGGUCAGCAGCAGCACAAAGCCAUGCAUGAAAUCAAGUUACGCGAAAUCAUUUGAAAGGGACGGACCUUCUGAUUCCUCUACGCAAACAGCUUCAAAGAAAAUGAAUCUUUAUAACGAAACAAUAUCUCAAGACAACCGCGGCAACAUAACGAGACCAAGUGAUGUAACGGGAUUUGAAAGUGAUCCACUGGGGAGCUCAAAACGUUACCAUAAGGCAGAGAACCACAAAGGAGAUAUAAUGCUGCGCAACAGAUCAGGAAACGCAUACGGCAGCAUAUUAAUCCCCGCCAACAGGAAACUCUUUAAUAAGAACGACUCCCCCGAAGCUGAAAAUGUCACUACUUACGACAAGUUGCGAAAAGAAGUUCCGCCUCUUAAACAAGAACUCGAUUCGCAACGAUUCUUAACGUACCCAGAGGCCCUAGACGAAAGCAAUUCGCUUUCGUCCCAGGCGGCAAGAGACAAAAUGGCUACACCGUUAAAGAUUCCCAGCGACGGAGUCAAGUUUAUGAGAUUCGGCUUACCAAUUCCGAAGACAAAAAUAGUGAAACCGCGCUCGAAAAUUUAUGAGGAGAAACCAGAAUUGGAGAAAUCGGGCAUCUUACAUCUGACCAAAUCCCACACUGCUUCGGGCAUGGAAAAGAAUGAACCGUUAAGGAAGGGUCAAACUUGGCCGUGGCAAAUGUCUGUACAAGAGCAGCGGCGGUCUGGGUGGCACCAUAUCUGUCACGGUGCUAUUAUUCACCCGAAAGUGAUACUAACCACGGCUGAGUGCAUCUACUGGAAGAAACUGGCUACUCUGCGGGUCGUCAAACACAAAGUAAUUGACAAUGUGACCCCGAUGGGCGACGGUUCGUAUGUCAGGGCACGAAUCCUCCACCCGAAUUUUAGUCCCAACCUGAAGCGAUAUCGACUGAACCCUAACGAUCUGUCAUUGUUGUUUCUCCAGAAGGAGAUGGGGGUGUCUCCUGUUACAUGGAAUGUGCCCGUUCACGUGACUGCAACACACUGCAUGACGAGUAGAAAUGGCAGGUCAGUCGGAAUCGUUCCUACACGGUAUUGUCUUUAUCAUAACAACGGGAACUAUCUUGUCCCCGAGUCUCAUAUGUGUGCUUAUGGCCCGUCGUGUGACGAGCGAAGCAAUCGGGGUUCACCUCUCGUCUGUCAACAACCGGACGGCACUCCGUUUCUGAUCGGCCUUUCAACGUGGCACUCUCUGCUUACAUUUAUCUAUCGGACUGUACAUAUCUAUCUAUCUAUCUAUCUAUCUAUCUAUGGAAGAAAUCAUGUCUAUCUAUCUAUCGAUCUAUCUAUGGAAGAAAUCAUAUCUAUCUAUCUAUCUAUGGAAGAAAUCAUGUCUAUCUAUCUAUCGAUCUAUCUAUGGAAGAAAUCAUAUCUAUCUAUCUAUCUAUCUAUGGAAGAAAUCAUGUCUAUCUAUCUAUCUAUCUGUUUCUCUGUUCAUGCCUUUUUGUCUGUGCCGUUCCUAUCUAUGUAUCUCAAUUUGUUUAUAUCUUAUUAUAUAUAG